AUGAGCAGCCCAAUGGGUGCUCUCAUGUUGCCAAUGAUACAGAAUUUAGAGACAACAUUAAAGGCAGGUGGAGUUCCACAAAUGCCACAGUUUAGGCCUUCAACAGUGACUUCUGCAUCAAAUUUUGCCUCAGUCAACACCAAAAAAAAAGUUCAACUGGACUUAACUCAUCCACAGAGAAUAAGACAACUUGAGUCAAUAUUAUCAAUUCACAAAUUGUCAAGACUUGGGAAUCACAUGGAUGCUUUAAGGGAGGUUGCUAAACUUCCAUUUUCGCCUCUAGAUCCUCGAGAACCUGAUACUUCUGUUGAGGUGUUUGGAAAUUUAUCUCCUCAUGUCCAAGCUUGUAUACCAGACCUCUUGAAGGUUGCUCUGACUUGUCUGGACAAUGUGGAAGACUCUGAUGGAUCGCUUCGUGCCUUGAGGGCUAAGACUUCCAGUUUUAUUGCAAAUAAUGUAAAGAGGAAUUGGCCUCGUGAUUUGUAUGAAAGAGUUGCUUGA
Molecule: messenger RNA, 501 nt
Organism: Vicia faba (fava bean)
Lineage: Eukaryota; Viridiplantae; Streptophyta; Magnoliopsida; Fabales; Fabaceae
Source: the annotation of a GenBank genome assembly